This is a messenger RNA of Pantherophis guttatus, 2841 nucleotides long. NCBI's taxonomy places the organism in Eukaryota, Metazoa, Chordata, Lepidosauria, Squamata, Colubridae. The record is from RefSeq and is a predicted model, not a curated record.
AUGACACUACCAAGCAGUUGGAACAGGAACAUAUGCACCGUGUAUGGGCUAAACUUUCCAAAGCCCAGUUGUGAUAUUUCACACAAAGUUGUGGAGAAGAAUAAGGGCGAAGAUCCUGUGGGACUUCCAGAUCAAAGCAGGCUGGCAGGUCCUGGCCAAUCAACCAGACGAAGAGGUCAUAGAGAAGAAGACGGGGUGGUGAUAGAUGAAGCCACGUCAAAUGACAGCAACAUCAGGAAGAAGGAGGAUGGGAAGCUGGAGAAGUUCCAGGGACUAAAGGAGGAACUGGAGAGGAUGUGGAAAGUCAAGGCCAAAAUGGUUAUAAAGCAGGGAAGAGUCAUACCCAAGAACUUCCAGCAGGUCCUGGCCUUGAUGUUUGCCGUUAAACAAAUCAACAAGGAUCUGGUUCUUCUUCCCAACAUCACCCUUGGCUUCCACAUCUAUGAAAAUCACCAGACGGAGAGGAAUAGUUCUUUAUUCAGCCUCUUCUUGCUCUCCACACGAGGUCAAAUGGUUCCAGGUUAUAAAUGUGACCAGGAGGACCUUCUGCUCUCUGUCAUUGGAGGUGACAAUGCCAAAUCCUCAAGGCUGAUGGCCUCCAUCUUCAGCAUCUUGAAGGUCCCCCAGUGGAACUGGGUUGGGCUGGUGGCCUCUGAAGAUGACAAUGGAGAACGUUUCAUCUCAUCUCUGAUGCCAAUGCUGAAGGAGAAGGAGAUCUGUUUGGCCUUCACUGAAAUGAUGAGAUCUGAUUUUUAUGCUCUGCCAGGGAAGAAAUUGCUUCAUAUUUUCAACAUUUGGUCUAAAGGUGAAGUGAUUAUUGUGUUUGGAGACACCAGCACUUUUGCAAAUGUACAAGUGGUUGUGUUGGCUUAUGAAGCCCGGAGAAAUACAUCAUUUCUGAAAGUCUGGAUCUUUACAUCCAGUUGGAAACUUAAUGUGAUGAACUCUGAAUACAUAUUGCUUGUUAUAAAGCCCUUCCAUGGGGCUUUGCACUUUAAGGACCACACCGGGGAUAUCUCAGAAUUCAGCCGUUUCCUCAUGUCUUUAGACCCUUUGAACCCACGAGGGGAUGUUUUCCUCCCAAUAUGGUGGGAAAAGGUCUUUCGCUGCAGGAUCCACAAACCAGGCGACAACCCUCCAAAGGGGGAAAAACCAUGUACAGGAAAGGAGAAUUUACAGAAUCUGCCUUCUUACAUUUUUGAAACAAGCAUGACAGGAGAAAGUUACAAUAUCUACAAUGCCAUUUAUGCUGUGGCACACGCAUUACAUGCCAUGCAUGGAUCCAGAGGGCGACCAGCCAUGCUAAGACUUGGAAAGAGGAUCUCAAAUGUCCAGUCGUGGCAGCUUCUUCCCUAUUUGGGGAAAGUCCAGUUCAACAACAGUGCUGGAGAUGAAAUCUCCUUCUCAGAAAAUGGACUUGGAUCUGGUCGCUAUGAUCUUCUCAACUGGGUUCUCUUCCCCAAUUUAUCUUUUGACCCUGUGAAAGUUGGACAAAUAGAUCUUGGGGCUCCCCCAGGCCAGGAUUUCACCCUCAAUUCUGAUGCAAUUGUCUGGGCAAGAAAGACUUUCUACUCCUUCUCUUUACAACCCAUUGGGAAAUCCAGCUGCCAAUUUCUUCAGGAAGGAGAGGAGUGUGAGGUUCAAGGUUUAAUGUUCAUUAUUUCAGAUGCACCUCACUGUGAUCCCUGCUCAGAAGACCAAUAUCCCAACAAGGAUAAGGACCAGUGCAUUGCCAAGAAGAUCCACUUCCUUGCCUAUCAAGACCCCCUGGGAUAUGCUUUAGCUUUGCUCACACUUUCUCUCUCCACCAUCACAUUGGGAGUGCUGGAAAUCUUCCUUAAACAUCGUGACACACCAAUUGUCAAGGCCAACAACCGAGAUCUCACCUACAUCCUCCUGGUCUCCCUCCUGCUCUGCUUCCUCUGCUCCUUCCUCUUCAUUGGUCGACCUGGGAAGCUCACCUGUCUCUUCCGACAAACUGCCUUUGCCAUCCUCUUUUCCCUUGCGGUUUCUUCUGUCUUGGCAAAAACUGUCAUGGUGGUUCUGGCCUUCAUGGCUACCAAACCUGGAAAUAGGACUAAGAAACUCUUAGGAAAAUCUCUGACCAACUCCAUUGUCUUAGCCUGUCCCCUGGUCCAAGCACUUCUUUGUGCCACCUGGCUGGCAACCUCUCCCCCAUUUCUCAACAUGGACUUCCACUCCUUGGUAGGAGAGGCCAUCUUGGAAUGUAACGAAGGCUCAACUUCAAUGUUUUACACUGUCCUCGCCUAUCUGAGUUUUCUGGCCUUUGUCAGUUUUAUCACGGCCUUUCUAGCUAGGAAAUUGCCUGACAGCUUUAAUGAAGCCAAGUUCAUUACUUUUAGCAUGCUGAUCUUUUGCAGUGUUUGGAUCAGCUUCCUCCCCACCUACCUGAGCACCAAAGGGAAGUCCAUGGUGGCCGUGGAAAUCUUCUCCAUCUUGGCCUCUGGGGCUGGUCUCUUGGCUUGCAUCUUUUUCCCCAAAUGCUACAUUAUCCUAUUCAGGCCGGAUCUGAAUCAGAGAGAAAAUAUAAUGAGGCACAAGAAUCUCCGAAAGAAGAGAAGGGCUUGUUCAACCUUCUCAAACCCAGAUGUGAUAAUUCCACACAAAGCUUUGAAGAAUAACAGGGCUGAGAUCCUUUGGGACUUGCAAAUCCAAGCAGACAGGCAGGCCUUGGCCAAUCAACCAGACACAGAGAUCAUAGAGAAGAAGACAUGGGUGGUGAUAGAUGUAGCCAUGCCAAAAGACAGCAACAUCAAGAAGAAGGAGAAUGGGACGCUGGAGAAGGACCAGGCCUUGAAGGAGGAACUAGAGAAAAUAUGA